ACCACUGGUGCUGUAAAACAUGGCGGGUUUUUUAAGUACCAUUGCUAAUGGUCUUCGUUUAAUAGCAAAUGAUCUAGGUCAUGCAAGAAGCGACGACCUUCUCGUUCGUUUGGAACGUUUAGAAGAUGAUUUAGUUCAGCUCAGUGCUGAUAUGGAUGUAGACCUUGAUCCAGCUGUGUUUGCUGGUCUGCAAGACGCAGCAUACCAGCUUCACGUGCGCUCAGAAACGGAGGCGAACAUGGGACGUCCAUCAUACUGUUUACCUUCACAUGUAAUCAAGGCACACCUGCUUUUGGGCCACACCGCUGGAGAUAUCGCUAAUUUAUUCGGAGUGUGCGAGAGAACAAUUCGUCGGAGGAUGACACAGUAUGGGAUAAGAGUUCAUGAUCUAUUAACUCCAGUCGAUGACAAUGAUCUGGAUGAAACUGUUACCCACAUUCUGCAACGCCAUCCCAACUGUGGUUAUAAAAUGAUGGUUGGGCACUUGAAUGCACAGGGAAUCCUCAUACAGAGACAGCGUGUACAGGAGUCCAUGCGCCGUGUGGAUCCUUAUGGAGUAUCUAUUCGCACCCUUCAGCUCAACCCACGAAGACGCAGGAAGUACUUUGUACCAGCGCCAAACAGUCUGUGGCACAUCGACGGCAAUCACAAAUUGAUAAGAUGGCGUAUUGUUGUCCAUGGUGGGAUAGAUGGCUUUAGCCGUCUCAUUGUAUACCUGAGUGCAGCCACCAACAACUGUGCAGCAAUAGUCAUGCAAAGCUUUCUUGAAGCUGUUCAAGUAUAUGGCAUGCCAUCUCGUGUGAGAUCAGAUAAAGGUGGGGAAAAUGUUGAUGUUGCACGCUAUAUGGUGGCUAACAGAGGACUCAACAGAAAUUCACAUAUUGCUGGCAGAAGUGUUCAUAAUCAGAGAAUAGAGAGACUCUGGAGAGAUGUUUAUGCUGGAGUGCUUGAUCUAUUCUACUCAAUCUUUACCAAUCUUGAGAGAGAAGGCCUUCUGGAUCCUGACAAUGAAGUUCAUCUUUAUGCUUUACACCAGAGUUUUCUGCCUCACAUACAGAAGCACCUUGUCUUUUUUCAACGUGGCUGGAACUGCCACCGACUGCGAACGGAGGGAAAUCAGUCCCCGUUUCAACUGUGGAGUCGUCAUCAGAAUGAGGCACAGCAGGACCCUAUGCAGGUUGAUAUGGAGUAUGGAGUUGACUGGACAGGCCCUUGUGGUCAUCGACAGCCUGGUGUUGUGGUCCCUGAAGUUCAACUGCAGCGGAUGUUGACUAUGGAAGAAAUAGAAAGUCUGCCAGAACCUGAUGUACCUUUGUCCAAUGUGUUGGAUGUCUACAUACAAACUGUAAACUUAUUAACAGAGAUGCUUCAGUAAAUUUAUUUUCAAACAACUGUACAAUAUAUGCUCACACUAGAAGCAAGUUGUUCUAAUGCUCUACCUUAUAAAAGCUGGGAUAACAAACUUUUGUUUCAUAAAUGUUUUAAAAGAGUUAUAUUUACAAACAUUUUGUUACUCAUUUGGCAAUAAAAAAAACACAACUGACAA
Molecule: messenger RNA, 1546 nt
Organism: Paramisgurnus dabryanus
Lineage: Eukaryota; Metazoa; Chordata; Actinopteri; Cypriniformes; Cobitidae
Biological process (GO): DNA integration
Molecular function (GO): nucleic acid binding
Source: RefSeq, a predicted model, not a curated record